This is a messenger RNA of Actinia tenebrosa (Australian red waratah sea anemone), 2453 nucleotides long. RefSeq lists its product as uncharacterized. The record is from RefSeq and is a predicted model, not a curated record. Lineage: Eukaryota; Metazoa; Cnidaria; Anthozoa; Actiniaria; Actiniidae.
UUCAUCUUGUUUAUUUCUCCAAUCAUUUCUAUCAACCAUAAAUGCUCUGACGUAUGAACCGCGGAUUGUGCAGUUACGCCCUCAAUCAUUUCCCCCCGCGUAAUUUGCGUCACUUCAUUUGAAUUACGUGGUCUCAUGCUGUGUUGUCGUACAUGCGUUACUUUAUUUCAAUUCGUCAAAGUCUUGCAGUAGGAAUCCAUGACUGACUUCACCUGAAGUGACUGUCAAAACAAACCUCAAGCCAAUCAAAUACAACUUAGCUGACAAAUGCGGCAUAGAAAACUGUAUUCUUUAUUCCAUCAACUGUAGUGACAGUAAGAGUUCACUCUUUAAACGACAAAUUUAAAAGACACGAAUUUUGAAACGACAAAUUUGUGAAAUUUAUACAAGAAAUUUAGUGAUCUCCUGGUAUUCCCCGMGUUCAUCAACCGAUUUAGACAUAAACUAGGCAAAAUAUCUUCAUUUCCAAGUGUUUGUUUGACACAUCUGCGAUAGCGAAUGAAUGGUGCACAGGCUGUAUGAUCAACCCUAUGGUCAACUGGUACGGUCAAUUCCUUAUUCACAUUCAAUAUGGAUGAAAAGAAUUUAACCAAAUGAAACGAGAAAUCUGGGGUAAGAUCAUACUUUUAAUGAUAACAGCUAUAAAAAAGCCUUCUUGGACUGAUUGCUAUUGGGAUGGAAGACACUAGUGAACGGAAGUUCCCACCACGGAGUAAAUUCAACGAUGAAGAAGCUACGGCAGUAUUGAGACUGAUUAUUGAACAAGAAAAACUUCUCAAAAACGCAAAUACAAGGCCAUUGUUAAAUAUUUCAGCGAAUAGACUACAACGUCUACCGCCUCUUAACGCCAAACGAUCAGAAUCUCUUGACGAAAAUGAACUUGAAAAUGUACGAACUCGGAAACCUUCGGGCCAUCGUGAACCUGGAUCUGAGAUUUUUCUCAAACCAACGCUACUAAAAGGCAAAGAUUCCAGGAGUCUUAGUGAUAACGUGUCGUUGCCUGGAAAGCCCCGUAGGGUUCCCGAUAUAUACAGCACACCUAAGAUCGUAAAACCUCACAGGGAUCGCGAGCGGCCGAAAGGGUCUUACGGCAGAAAUAAUGCUCUGAGAAAAGACAUCAACAAUGAACUUACUCCUUUAGAAAAUCACAGUGACGAACGACAAUUAGAGACAGAGGUUCAGAGAUCUGAAUCAAACGGGUGUCAUAAAGACGCCACAGAAACUGAAGAUAACACGUUCUCUCCCAUUCAUAAUGGAUACAUUAGUGAUCAUGGAUUAUAUGAACGACCGAAUUGCCCUGCGCCAGCUCAAUAUUCUCCUCCUUCGUACAUCAACUGACUCCUCGACAUAUCAUAAAGUGUGCCACAGAUAACAAGAAAGCUGAUAAUAUUGAAUACUAUUUAGUUAGUCGACAACGUCAACUGCUUUACGUGGACUAUAUAUCAUAGUAUGGGCUGGGUUCAGUAUCUCUCUCUUUAUUUUCAAAUACAUUCUUACGCUUUUUCCUAUCUUUAUGUAUGCUCAAACUAUUGAGUUGACGCAAUUGCUCAUUCUUUUGCAAUCUUGGAGUAAUUUGCCUUUUUUUAAGUUUUAGUAUCGAUUUUAUACUUUUCAUAUGCAUUCAUUCUUCCAUUCAUUUUGCUUCAUUUCACUCCUAUUCCCAUAGAUAUUCCGUGUUUUGAAAUUGAGCUUACGUAGACAGUUCAAUACGAAAUACCGAGAUAUUUUUUGCAAAUAAAAAUGAGAACGAUGAAGUACAAACCGAAUCAAACAAAACAACACAAGAAAAAUCUGUGACAUUCAGUGAUUUAAAAAAGAUAAAUUUCUUGAAAUACAGAUCACGAAAAAACAACGAGAAAGAUCCAUCGCGACAAACGUGUACCAGAGCGCGAUUCUAAAAUGUCUAGCAAUCUAUAAAUAAGUUGCAACUCGGUAACUGAAGACUGGCUUGGUUUACUUGAGCAAAGAAAUGGCUGAAGAGCUGUAUCAACAGCUCGACAGGUGUCAAAAAUAGUAUACCAAGGUCUUUUGUUCUCAAAAGUAAACCAACUAUCAAAAAAAAUGACAACGCUAGCCAAAUAAUUUGGCCAUAUUGAUAUUACAUAUUUACUCUUUAAAAAAUAUUGCUAUUAGAUAAUUCAUGUAAAAAGCUACAUGUGUAUAUUAUAUUAUAUUAAAGUCAUACAAAAAUAAAAGACUAAGAAAUAAAAAAAUAAUAACAAUGUUGCUGAGUUUCCCCAGGAGCGAAGCUUUAUAGGCAAUUUACUUAGAUCAUAGUUAAUUAACUAUGCCGGAUAGUUAACUAUAUAUCAACUAUGCUUAGACUGUUUCCUAGCGAUUCAUCACAAUACAGUACAAUACAGUACAGUACAGUACAGGAAAAAUGCCGUGACAGUAUAGCUAAGAGUUUGCCAUCUCUUUUUACUCUUAUGAUAUAAAACCUUUCUAUUUCA